This is a messenger RNA of Gopherus flavomarginatus (Mexican gopher tortoise), 4772 nucleotides long. RefSeq names its product TRAF3 interacting protein 1 (gene IFT54). NCBI's taxonomy places the organism in Eukaryota, Metazoa, Chordata, Testudines, Testudinidae. Gene Ontology annotation, cellular component: intraciliary transport particle B; axoneme; centrosome. Gene Ontology annotation, biological process: cilium assembly; intraciliary transport; regulation of microtubule cytoskeleton organization. The transcript is spliced from 19 exons. Gene Ontology annotation, molecular function: microtubule binding. The coding region runs from base 69 to 2486 and encodes 805 amino acids. The record is from RefSeq and is a predicted model, not a curated record.
GAGCGGGGGGUGGGGUCUGUGGGGGCGGGGCCCAAACAGGAUUGUUCCGGCCUGUUGCUAAGGCCGCGAUGUGGGUAGUAACCGCUGUCUCGGGGGCGGCGCCUGCGCAGUCGGGGGUGGCGCGGGGCAUCCCGGGAGGGGUCGGAGCCCGAGCCCGAGCCCGAGCCGGCCGGUGCUGCGGGGCCGCCAUGAACGGGGCCGUGGUGCGGCGCACGCAGGAGUCGCUGGGGCGGGUGAUUCGCAAACCGCCCCUCACCGACCGGCUGCUCAGCAAGCCCCCGUUCCGCUACCUGCACGACGUGAUCGGCGAGGUAAUUAGAGUGACUGGUUUUAUGAAUGGGCUUUACACAGAUUUUGAGAUGAAAUCUGAUAAUGUUAAGGAUAAAGAUGCCAAAAUCAGCUUUCUCCAGAAGGCUAUUGAUGUUGUCAUAAUGGUAACAGGGGAGCCAUUGUCAGUGAAGCCGGCACGUAUUGUAGCUGGACAUGAACCUGAAAGAACCAAUGAGUUUCUCCAAGCAAUUGGAAAAUGCUGUCUCAAUAAGUUGUCCAGUGAUGAUGCUGUGAAGAGGGUGCUUGCUGGGGAGAAAGCUGAUAUCAAAGGAAAGCCUCCAUCUACUUCUAAAUCUCAAGAUAAAGAAAACAGAGAAUCCAGGGCAGAAGAACAGAAAAGCCAUAAGGAUAAAGAGGGUAGAGGGGACAAUGAAAUAAAAGAUAGAAGUACAAGCCAAGACAGAAAACCUAGAGAAGAGUUGAAAGAAGAAGAGAAGAAACAAAAAGAAAAGGAGAGAGACAAGCAUAAAGAUAAAGAAGACAGGCACAAAGACCUUGAAGCAGACAAUUUUAGAGAAGGUGAAAAACAUGAAAGAGAGAAAAGCAAAAACAGAACAUCCAAACAAGGAAGAGAAACAGAAAAAAGUAGAGACAAAGAAAAAAGAGAGAUGGAACGAGAAAAAGAUCUGGAACAUGACAAAGGACAGGAAAAGGAAAGAAAGCAUGAAGGAGGAAAAGAAAAGGAAAAAUUGAAAGAAAGGGACAAAGAGAAGGGCAGGGACAAAGACCGUGAGAGAGACAAAGAUAGGGGGAAAGAGAGAGAGAGGGACAGACGAAGGGAACGAGGCAAAGAUGGGGAACGCUUGAAAGAACAAGGAACGGAUAAAGCAGAAAAAAAGUCCACAGGAUCUGAGGAUACUUUACCUAAGAAAACAGAGAGAUCUUCUAAAGACACCAAGACUGAGCCAGGUAAAGAGAGUGGAAGUCCUGCAAGAAUACCAAGGCAAUUUUCAACAAAGGGACCCAGGCAACGAGUCAAACCUGGAGCAGAAGGUCCUUCAUUCCAGCUGAUUAGGUCACCACCUGCAGUUAGAAGAAAGGAAUCUAAAAACAGUGCAGCUAGUGUCUCAACUGAAAAAAAGCUUAGCCCUUCAUAUAUGAAAGCCAGAAAGGACACUAUAGUGAAACAGCUAGGAAGAAAGGAAGCUAGUAAAACUGCCGCUAGUGCCUUGGUUGAGAAAGCAGCUAGUAUAUUAAAAGAGAAAGUUGAGUCAGUCACUACAAUGCAAGAGCCAGGUGUACUGGAAACGAAUAGUCCUGCAGAUAGCGUUUCAGAUGAAAAAGCAGCUACCAUAUUACAUGCAAAAGCUGAACCCAGACCUGCAAUAAAACACCAAGGAGAAUCUGCCAAUGAUGCAGAAGGAGAAGCUGGAAACCGUGCCUCUGAGAAACCAAUGGUGUCUGAGAAUGGCGAAGUAUCUAAUGAUCUUCCACCUCACGUCACCCAAAGAAGACCACCACGUCCCAAUAGCGCAAGGCCAGCUCCCCCCCGGAUAAAACGGCAAGAAAGUACAGAGGUUUUACUUCCAGAGAGGAAUGGCAGCGGGAAAGCCGUCUCAAAUGUGAUCAUAGACAAACAGAAUUCUGAUGAUGAAGAUGAUCAGUUUGUAGUGGAGGCAGCACUACAGCUACCUGAAAUGCCAGAAAUGGAAACGGAGCCAAUAGUGGAACUGGAUGGUGAUGAGAAGCAUGGUGGUCUUGUAAAAAGAAUCUUGGAAACAAAGCGAGAUUAUGAGACAUCGCAGCAGUCAAAGUCUACAGAGAAGGAGAAGCCGCUUUUGUCAGAAGCAGCCAGGAGAAAGGAGAAGGACCUAGUAUCAAAAGAAAUAGAGAAGUUUCGUGCGUCUAUUCAGACGCUGUGUCGGAGUGCACUUCCUCUUGGGAAAAUCAUGGACUACAUUCAAGAGGACAUGGACUCCAUGAAGAACGAACUGCAAAUGUGGCAGCAUGAGAACAGGCAGCAUGCAGAGGCUCUCCAGAAGGAGCAGAGCAUCACAGACAGCGCUGUGGAGCCCUUAAAAGCAGAGCUGGCUGAGUUGGAACAGUUGAUUAAAGACCAGCAAGACAAGAUUUGUACUGUAAAGGCUAAUAUUUUAAAGAAGGAAGAAAAAAUCCGGAAGAUGGUUCUCAAUAUUAACUUAUCUACGAGAAGGUGAAAAGAAGGAGGAACAUAUAUUCUUACCAAAUAAAGACAGAAAAGGGAAAAGAAUUAAGAGAAACUGUACAAAUAAAGCACCUAAGAACAAUGGCCUAUAAAAUUUCAUAUUAGUUUAUACACAUUACAUUCAAUUUACUUGUGAGGUUGGUAUUAUCCAUGUCAAAUUACAUGAAUUCGGAUUUCUUCUAGAGCUUUGAAAGUAUCUCUUAAGUGUCAUUAGACAUAGGCUGCUAUGAUAGCGUUAUUUGCUAUUUAUAACCCACUUGCCCUCCCUGACCCCAUUUUAUAACUAGCUCAGGCUUGCCCCUUUUUUCCUACUGGGCAAAAAUGGGCUACCAUGAUGUCAUGAAAAAUGGUAUCUAGUACCUUUUUUGCAGAAAGUUCUGAAAUCCCUACAGAUCAGAAUGGUCUGCAAUAGUUUCAGUGAUUUACAACUCCUGAAAAGAAAUCUGUAAAUGCUCCAGAAAUAAAACAUUGUUUAUGAUAUGGCUCCUUAUAUCGUCACAAGAGUGAUGUCAUAUUUCCAUAGCUCUCACGGAAUUUUAUUAGGAGAGCCUAUAAAAUUUAGUACAAGCAUCACCAUGGAAAGGAUCUAAAGUAUUUUAUAUGCACAGGUGUUAAUUCCAUUUUUAUUGCAUACAUUCAUUUGGAAAGGAUUAAUUAAAGUACCCAUUUCCUCCCAAAUGCAUGUUCAUGUACGUUUUUUGUACAUGAAUUAUUCCAAUGAUUUUAGUUAACUGCCAGCUUGUUUUCCUGCUGACCUCUCCAGCAUACUGUGUGUAAGGGCCCAGCACGGCAUGUUCAUGAAUUUGAAAAACAUAUUCAAAUGUGGCACAAAUUAGAGCCCUGCAACCUGGUUGGGACCCAAGUGUCAGGUCCAGGUCAGGUGGGAAAACAACUGGACCCUCCUGGGGUCAGGUCUGCUCUCCUCUGCCACUUCUGCUCCUGGGUGCAGUGUUGGCUACAUGCCACCACCUUAAUGCAGUCCAGAGUGAGUGUACCCACCAUGGAGUGACAGGACUUCUCGCUACACAGCAGCAGGGGCGGUGGAUGGCAAGAGCAGGGCAUGCAGCUGAUAGGGCAUGCCGCUACAGUUGCACUGACCCCAAGCAGGAAGAGCACUGCUGACCCCAGAGGCAGGAGGUGGCAGUGGGGACUCAGGUUCAUGGGAGAAGGGGUGGAGUUGGGGUCAGGUUGGAAAACAAAUCAACCCUCAUGGCCUUGGGUUCUGCUUCGGGCCUAAAAAUUAGUCCUGAUCAGACUUCUAGCACAAGUACAUUGAGCUAAACUUAAUGUGAAAUGCAGAGAAUUCUAGCUUCCUCCAAAGUUUAGGCCAUUCUUUCAAGGUUUUAUAAUGUACAAGUACCUCUUCUGUUCCAUUUUUUUAUUGCGUGUAAACUAGAAAACAUUCAUCUGUGUGUUAGCAAAUCUGCACUGUGUGACGUCUUGACCUUUUCUGGCUCGUUUCUCAAACGCUACAAAAUGUGACAUUUUAGAUGCUCUCCAUAGGAGAGAGGAAUGGAUGCAUCUCCAUUUUCAACUUUGGUAUGUCACUGUUGAUAGGAAUUUUAAAGACGCAUUGGAGACUUAAAACUGGUUCAGUACAGCAUUUCAGUUAGCCCUGGACUAGACUGUAACUGAAUUGAUCAAUCUCAUUUGUCUGUAGAACAAGGUUUAUACCAUGUGAGCAUGCACUUGCUGGCUUUAAGUGAUUGAUUCUUUACUCAUUUUUUCUAGAUAAGUUUCUCACUAAUGAGACUUUUGGGGUGAUGUCUUAGCACAGUUCAGUUUUCUGAGCAGAAUAUUCAUUCUUUAAGGAAUAUUACAAAUAUCACUUCAAAUGUAUAUAAGCAAAAUAAUCCCUUUGAGUAGGAUGCCAUGUUGCUUCCCCUGAAAAGGCUUUAUGAAAAAACUACCAAGACCUCUGAUACAUUGGAGUUAAGGCCUUUCUUUGGAAUCGGUCAAAAAUGUUAAGGUAAAAGAUUAGAUCCAAGUCUUUGUUUAUGCUAGAACUAAGCCACCUGUGUUGAUGGGCACUUGGAAGUUAGUCUUAAUUAUACACUCUCAACAGGAUACACCAUCCGAAGUUCUGUUGAUCUUCAGGGUCGUAUGUAAGCCUUGCAUAAAUCUGUAAAUCCGACUAGGACUGUUUCUGUAGAAAAACAUAACAAAUAUACUGUGUGUGAGCAAAAAAUUGUACAAAGUAGAAUAUCAAAUUGUAUUAUAAAAUUAUUUUUCUUUUUAUAUAAAAAUUAUUAAAAAUGAUCACCUAUUUUUUUAUGAA